CUCAGCAGCACUUCAAGCCUUCAGUCUGUAUCAAACUAUGAUGUGCAAAAUAAGCUCACGAGCCACUGCUGCCAAGGGAAGCACAUCUUCAACAUAGAUAUCCGUAUGACCUGGAAAAAUUCACCUAGACCAGGAAAAUGCUUCCAGAGAACACCACGGAGGACCUUAUCCUGCAGCAGCAGAAUGUUGCAGUUGGCAGCCACCAACCAGUCCUUAGGCAAACAGGAUGUGGAAUUUUUAUUGUCCUUUCUUCGGUCAUAGCUGCUAUAAGUGGACUACUUGUGGGCUAUGAGUUGGGUAUUAUCUCUGGGGCCCUUCUUCAGCUACAUAACCAACUGCACCUUAACUGUCAGCAGCAAGAACUAGUAGUGAGUGCACUGUUGAUUGGAGCACUUUUGGCCUCACUGGUUGGAGGAUUCCUUAUAGACUACUAUGGAAGGAGAAUCGCAAUUAUGGUUACAUCUUGUAUACUUGGACUUGCCAAUUUGCUGUUGAUCACCAUUGUAUCCUAUGAGAGCCUCAUUGCAGGACGCAUCAUCAUUGGCAUUUCCAUAUCCUUAUCUGCAAUUGCUACCUGUGUUUAUAUUGCGGAAAUUGCACCUCAUCAUAGAAGAGGCAUGCUGGUGUCUCUAAAUGAACUGAUGAUUGUAGUUGGUUUUCUUCUGGCCUACAUUUCUAAUUAUCUCUUUGCAACUAUUAGCAAUGGUUGGCAAUACAUGUUUGGACUCAUAAUUCCUUUGGCUGCAUUACAGGCAUUUGCUAUGUAUUUUCUCCCUCCAAGUCCUCGUUUUUUAAUCAUGAAGGGCCGAGAUGAGGCUGCUGGCACAGUGCUUCAGAAACUAAGAGGAACCUCACAGACCAAGGAAGAGCUUACAGCUAUCAGAUCCUCGAUAAAAGCAGAAUACCAAUACAGUUUUUGGGACUUAUUUUGCUCAAGGAACAACAUGAGAGCCCGUCUGUUAAUAGGCAUAGCUCUUAGCUUCUUUGUCCAAAUUACAGGGCAACCAAACAUCUUAUUCUAUGCUUCUACUGUACUCAAAUCAGUUGGCUAUCAGAGCAAUGAAGCUGCUAGCCUGGCCUCAACAGGAAUUGGUGUUGUCAAAGUGGUCAGUACAAUUCCAGCAAUAUUGUUUGUAGACAGAAUUGGUAGUAAGACUUUCCUUUGUAUUGGGACUGCUGUCAUGGCAGCAUCAUUGGUUACAAUGGGAAUAAUAAGCCUUAAGAUUGAUAUUAAUUAUAAUAAUAUUUGUAAAACCAGCCCCAAUCUAAACCAGUCCUUUGAGGACUCCUACCUGUACAAAACAGACAUAAUUGGCAAAAACAAUGAGUCUCUACAGAAAGAAUUCGGUGAAUUGUCAUCAACCAGAACAUUCUUACCUCAUUCUUCAGGAAAUGAGACCAAAAUGGACCAAUGGACUAUUCAGACAGGACUCACACCCUCUGAAGAAGCUGUUACAGCACAAGCACAAGGUGUUCCAGUAAUCAUGAAGUGGUUGUAUUUAGGCAGCCUACUAAUUUAUGUCGCUGCAUUUUCGAUAGGUUUAGGACCAAUGGCAUGGCUGGUGCAGAGUGAGAUCUUUCCUGCGGGUAUUAAAGGUCGGGCCUUUGCAAUAACUAGUAGCAUGAACUGGGGCAUGAAUCUCCUCAUAUCCUUGACCUUCCUUUCACUCACUGAGAUUAUUGGCUUGCCAUGGAUGAUCUUCAGUUAUGCUGCAAUGAGCGUAAUAACUUUUGUAUUUGUCAUAAUGUUUGUUCCUAAUACAAAGGGACGGUCACUAGAGGAAAUAUCUACGGAACUGGCAAAAAAGACAUUCAUGUGCCAUUCACUUUGCUCCUGGGGUAGGAGUAGACAGGACCUGUUGCCAGUGGAGCUCGAUAUGAACAUAAAAUAGAUGUCAUGUUGGACUAAUGCAAUCUGUAAUUUGUAACUAGUUAAACAUGUUUAAGGUGCACUUUAAAUAAAUAAAAAUUACCUUUUGUUUUAAACUAUACUGCUAA
Messenger RNA from Nanorana parkeri, 1998 nucleotides. It is a transcript of the gene SLC2A12, whose product is annotated as solute carrier family 2 member 12. The coding region runs from base 138 to 1892 and encodes 584 amino acids. Gene Ontology annotation, molecular function: transmembrane transporter activity. Gene Ontology annotation, biological process: transmembrane transport. NCBI's taxonomy places the organism in Eukaryota, Metazoa, Chordata, Amphibia, Anura, Dicroglossidae. The record is from RefSeq and is a predicted model, not a curated record. The transcript has 5 exons. Gene Ontology annotation, cellular component: membrane.